AUGACUUCGUGUCACACAAUCACAUCCCAUAUCACAUGUCUUACCACAAGACACACCACCAGUGCGUGUGUGGGACGCGCUGUCAUCGACGGUCACUAUCGGCGCGACUCUUUCGAUGACCGCAUUUACGACGACUUAUGCGAAGAGUUGUUGUCUUAUCUGCCGUUUGAGGACAAGAAUCGACUCCAAUGUGUGUCCAAACAGUUCCGGCGAUGUCUUCACCGACAACAACACGAGCUGACAGUCCGGCGCCAAACACUGGGCCACCGCUACCGGCGAUGUCUGUCGGCCAACACAUUUGAAUCGCUGGUCCGGAGGUUUCCGUACGUCCGGUGCGUUAGUCUCGACCUGAAUGACAGCCAAUGCGCGGAUCAGUUGAUUGAACUGAUUGUCCAAUACUGUCAUCACUUGGACUCAAUUCACGUCAACUUCUUUGACAAACAACAGAUUGAGACGCGAACUGAAUACAAACCACUCGUCAAAGAGGAGACACUCCACAGGUUUAUGGAUCGGUUCGGCCGACAGUUGCGGCGAAUUGUGGUCUUCGAGAACUUCGGCCAAAUACUGGCCAUUUGUCACAACUUAUAUGAACUCAAUCUCUCCAACAGUUACUACAGUUUCGUGUGUCUCAGGUCUGCGUUCGCCACCGAAGAGUCCAUGCAUUUGAUGCGAUCCGUACGCCGGCUGUCAUUCAAUUACAACUCUUCGUCCGAUUAUCCGCUGUUUCGGCUCUUUGUGGCCAACAAUAGGCUCACAAUGGAGUCGAUUGAGUGCAACGAAACCAUCGACAGCGAAGACAACGGCUCGCUAUUGAGACAAAUCUCGCAAUUAGUGAAUCUGCGAAAACUGAAACUCCAUUUACACUGCGAUCAGAUCCACGACUCGCUGAAGACGAUCGCCAAGAGUUGCCGCCAUUUGUCACAAUUGGAGAUGAGUUUCUACUCGUCGGACACAUANUUUUAUAUAAAAUCGAAAGAGAAAGCGAUGAAAUACUUAUUGAUCGGAAUCGCUUUCCUCGCCGUUGCCACUAUAGUGAGGGCUCAGAGCUCAUGUCAUCUGAGAGAGUUGGACUUAUGUCUGGCCUCAGGCCUGGCCUCCGGUCAAAACCUUCCCACCACAAUCGCUGAGAUUAAUAAACAGUGCAAUGGUUUCAAAGAGAUGAACGAAUGUAUCGGCAAUUAUUCGCGUCGGUGUUCAACGAAAGCGAUGCGAGACUUCAUGCGAAGUGUGACCUCUCAGGGAGACGUCAAGUCCUGGUAUUCAGAGUUCUGUACGAAAGACAGCUCAGCGGAGAGGGAAAAGUUUUUGAAACACUCGGUGUGUCUGAACACCGCUCAGAAAGAGGCCCGCAGUUGUACCAGAGAUCUCACCGUCGCUCUCGACAAAGCCAUCAACGCUGACAUCGAGAACAGAAUCCCCGAGAUGUGUUGCGCUGUCCGUCGUAUGAGAAAGUGUUCGUCCGAUAUAAUUGAGGCCAAGUGUGGAAAGGAGGGCAUGAAAUACAUGGGACAGAUGUUGCAAUCGGUGGCCGGAACCAGAAUACCAGAGAUCGCUUGCCGUGACUUCGACCCGACCAGUCAGAAGUGUGUGUCUAUAUUGCCCGCCCCGGGAACCAAAGCCGGCAAUACUAAGUCCAACUCUGUCCUCUCCCGUCUCCUCAACACCUAUUCAGCCCUUUAAAGACCCAAAACCGACGGGAAGUUAGAGUUUCAACACUUUUUGGUCCACAAAAAGUGUUUAAUUAAAUACAAUGCGCGCGAAAUCAUUAUAUAUACGCUAAUUAUUACGUAAACGCCAUUUCAUACAAACAACUAUUUUAUAUUAAGUUUAUUUACAAAAUAAAAUUUUGAAAAAAUGUUUUUUUCUUUGAA
This is a messenger RNA of Medioppia subpectinata, 1871 nucleotides long. The record is from the annotation of a GenBank genome assembly. NCBI's taxonomy places the organism in Eukaryota, Metazoa, Arthropoda, Arachnida, Sarcoptiformes, Oppiidae.